AUGUCCGAUUCUGAUCAGUCACGUUCAUCAAAUAAAAAACAAAAUGAUCAAAUAAAUGAAAAAUUAUGGAACGACCUUGUAAUUGAUUUUCAUCUCGAAGCUUUUAAGUUUCCAGACAAUAAAAUUUAUGGAAUUGUUAAAGUUAUACCUGAAUCAUCUCGUAGACUUAUCAAAAAAUUUAUUUUAGUCGUUAAUAAAAGAACUAAAAUAGACUUUCAUGUUAGCUAUGAUUCUAUAGCAGCAUCAGGUUUUAAUACAAAUACAAAGGAUCCAUCAGCUUACGUCGAAGCCAUACCGCAUAAUACAAAAUGGUCACAUGAACCAAAAUUAUCUAAAAACUGUUAUUUUCAUUUUACCGGUGAAGUUUUUGCUUUGAGUCCAACGAUAAGUUUUACAUGGCCGGAUAAGGAAGAAAAUUCUAAAGCAAAUCUUAUUGUUAAAUGGUUUCAUCUUGGAGAUAAAAUUGCUUACAAAUAUAUUAUGUAUUUAGAUGAUAUACGUCAAAAACAAAUCGAAGAUGAAUUCCAUAUUUGUAUCAAAGGAUUUGAAAGUGGUAAAAGUCAUACUUUUCAAUUAGUAGCAAAAUUACUUAAUGGGAAAGAAACGUAUCGAUCUGAUCUUAUGGAAUUUACUGUUCCUAGGCAAGGUUCUUCUGAUAAUCAAGAAACUGAAUUUAUCACUGUGACAAAUGAACUACCUCCACCGAAUCUACCAAUCGUUCUUCCUACAAAAGAUGAUAAAACAUCAGAUGUUGUUGAGAAUAACAAAGAACAAAGUCGUAAACCCUCACCCGUACUGAAAGAACGAAGUCGUGAACCAACGCCUGUACAGGAAGAACAAGCUCGUAAACCAUCAUCCGUAUCGGAAGAACAAAGUCCGCAACCACCAUCCGUACUUGAAGAACCACCUAAAAGUGAUCAUGUAAUGUAUACUUGUUGUAAUGAUGCACCACACAAGGAGUUUCCUGGAAUAGAACAUUAUUUUAAAAAUAUUAGUCAUAUAAUACCGAUUUCUUCGAAGUCGUCAAUUGAUGGAAACAAACAAUUUAUAUCAUCUACAGAAAAAAACUAAUGAUGAUGAUGAUGAUAUUGUUGCGUCAUAAAAUUAAAUAUAAGUUCUAUUCGUAUAUUUUUUUCUUAACUCUAUUAAUAAAAACAAGAACAUCUAUGAUGUAAAGAUCAUUUCAAAGAACGAAAAAUAAUGAUUCAUCGAUUGUUAAUCUUCUGUAAGGUUAAGAUUAGUUUGUCUGUUAGAUUGAUAUUUUGUUAUAACGCAUUACAUAGUAAAACAUAAGUUAGAUCGAAAAUAACAAUAAUAAAAAUAAGUAUGCAAUUACAACGAAUACAAUCAACACAGAGAAUUUGAUUAAAUGAAAUACUACUAUGACGUAGAUAUAAGAUAUUUCAUUUGUAAUCGUGUAUUCUUAUUUCUGUAUUUCUUCAAAUACUUUUGUUCAAUCGGCUCAUAAAUUGUACAACAUAAAAUAUUGGAGAACGCUCGAAAUCGGUAUUUCGUAGAGUCAAAAUAUGAGUAAUAAAUAUUUAAAUAAAUGAGAGAAAACGAACUGAUCCUAUUAAUUGCCGU
This is a messenger RNA of Adineta steineri, 1584 nucleotides long. The record is from the annotation of a GenBank genome assembly. NCBI's taxonomy places the organism in Eukaryota, Metazoa, Rotifera, Eurotatoria, Adinetida, Adinetidae.